Trichoderma citrinoviride is the source of this 522-nucleotide messenger RNA. RefSeq lists its product as hypothetical. NCBI's taxonomy places the organism in Eukaryota, Fungi, Ascomycota, Sordariomycetes, Hypocreales, Hypocreaceae. The record is from RefSeq and is a predicted model, not a curated record. Bases 1 to 522 code for a protein of 173 amino acids. The transcript has a single exon.
AUGGAUUCCGACUUUCAACCAGACCCGCGCAUCGGGGAGACGGCCUUUCACGUUGCUACCGAUCUCGUCGAGAAGCUUCGCAAUGCCGGCCAAACAGUUGGCGUGGCAGAAUCGUUAACGGCCGGCGCUGUCUGCAGCACGAUAGCUUCAGCGAUGGGAGCCUCAAAAGUAUUCCGUGGCGGUUGUGUGGCAUACGGAUCUGAGUUGAAGGAGGAGCUUCUGGGUGUCGAUAAGCAGCUCAUCGCCGAGAAGGGCGUCAUCCACGCGGACGUCGCCAAGCAAAUGGCCGAGGGAGCCCGCAGAAUCACCAGCCUCAAGGACAGCGAGACAACGUGGGGGAUCGGCACGACGGGCGUUGCUGGACCGGACAAGCAGGACGACAAGCCCGUCGGGACCGUAUACAUUGGCAUCGCAGGGCCAAACGGGACAUAUUCGUUCGGCUUUGCCUUUCCGGGCACGCGAGAACAAAUCAUUGAAGCGACGACAGUUGAAGCCCUCCAUCGGCUGAGGAAAUCGUUGUAG